CGCAUGUCUGAAAGAAAAGACCACAAAUGCAACACCAAUGGAAACAUUAAUUUUUGAAGCGCUUCAUGUAAAUUAUGAUUUCAAUUCAAUUUCAUUUUAUGUAGAUGUCUCCAAACCACAAUAACAGUUGCUGAACAGCACUUUGUGUUGUAUAUGUAUUGACUGUUUGGAGAAAUAAAACUGUGUCGUCUCUAAUCAUGUUGCUAACAUGGUAACAUUUUAUUUCAUGUGGUUACCUUUGCAGGAUGAGAAGAAUCAGAAAGCAGUCAGUCAAUACCUAAAGCAACUAGUCCUUCAAGUCUUCCAGUCACAGUCACAGUCACCAUCCCAGCAGCCUCUAAGAAAGAAAACUGUCGACUUAAUGGAGAGAAAUAAGAAAAGCCUUUCCCUGUUUAUUCUGCUGCCUGUGCUGCUGCUCUGCAGAAGUGAUGAGUGUCCCAGGCUUCCAGAGAAUCUCACUUGCUACACUGACUACAAUAGAAACAUCACAUGUUUGUGGAACAGCACUGAUGAGGCUGCAUGCACCAUACAUGCUCAGUUUAAAUCUCGACGCCUUUCUUACAGCGCUUCCUGUGACCUAAAGUCUGUAGACAUCUCCAGACCAGCCCUAAAGAAGUGCUCCCUGAUCUUUAACGACACAUACACUUUUCUGUCUUUCCAUAAGUUGUCCCUUAAUCUGAGCUGCAACCAAAUGAAGAGUGUAAUCACUUCCUUCAUGCCAUCCUGUCACAUAAAGGUGAAUCCUCCUGCAGAGCCAAAAGUCAACUUCACGUCUGUUUCCUGGUUGUCCCAAGUCCCCGAACAUGAUAGGAUCAGUUCAUACAGAAGUGAAGUCGAGUGGAAGAAGCAGGAUCAGUCAUGGAGUGAUCCUGCUGUGCACAAAAAAGUUGGCAUUCAGUGUGAGCAGGAGUGCAAGGCAGAGCUGGAGCCAGAUUUGCUGAUACAAGGCGAGAGGUACGAGGCACGAGUUCGUGUGCGGUCUAUUUUUCAGCACCGCGAGGGAGCCUGGAGUGACUGGAGCCCCACUGCAUCAUGGGAGUCACCAGUAGGGAAAAUAAAACCACCAUCAGGUACAUUUAUCUCAAAAUGUUUUGUUUAACAUAACAUACCAAUGUCAAAAUCUUUCCAAUUCAUUCAUCCUGAGCAUGAUUACUGCAGUAUGGAAUAAUUAUGUAUAUGGGAAAAUGUUUAAAGUUUGAAGCGUGUUGGUGUGUAAUACACAGCAUAGAGGGGAAGAAGCCAUUGUGAAAAAUGUCCAAUGCUGUAAUAUAACUCACAACCUUCAACAUACAAGGGAAAAGUGAAGGAGUGGUAACUGCCACUCAGCCACUAAGGGAGAGGUGAGAGAGAGGGCUGGCUCUCCAUUCAAAGUCAAUAGGACUGAUCUAGGAGUGGUCUGUCUACAACAAACACUCGUUAGCCCUCCAAAGAAGAAGAUAAACGGCAGACAACAAUAACACAUACUACCAAUAUUACAACUACAUUAAUUCUCAGAUUCAAAAGCAUCAAUGUCCACAUCUGGACUGUUUCCUUGAGUUGAUGAAAGUGUUUAGUUUCCAUUUGGUAGUUUUUCAUUGGAACAUAAAAUAUGCAGUCCAUAUGGGGCACCAGUGCAAGGCCUUGAAUGGGCU
Molecule: messenger RNA, 1631 nt
Organism: Haplochromis burtoni (Burton's mouthbrooder)
Lineage: Eukaryota; Metazoa; Chordata; Actinopteri; Cichliformes; Cichlidae
Product: interleukin-2 receptor subunit beta
Exons: 6
Coding region: 209-1099 (296 amino acids)
Biological process (GO): immunoglobulin mediated immune response; cytokine-mediated signaling pathway
Cellular component (GO): external side of plasma membrane; membrane
Molecular function (GO): protein binding; cytokine receptor activity
Source: RefSeq, a predicted model, not a curated record